CUCCUCUUUUCCCCAUAAAACCAUGGAACUUUAGAAAAAGCAUCAUUUUGGAUUGCUAGUUUAUUUUAGUCCACUGUCCAGAGGAAAAUGGCCUCAGCACAUGACAGAGCAGUUUUACAGGCCAUCUUUAACCCUACCAGCCCCUUUGGAGAUAUUACUGGGUCAAACCAAGAAGAUGAGCUGACCGAUGAUGACAGUGAGUUUGACCCAGAGCUAAUUAAACAAGUGAAAGAUCUGGAACUACAGGGAGUUUUAGCUGCUGAGUCUGGAGAUCUGCACACUGCACUGCAGCAUUUUAACCAAGCCAUCAGUGUCCUGCCCCAGAGGGCUUCAGCCUACAACAACCGAGCCCAGACCAAACGUCUGCAGGGAGACAUUAAAGGUGCUGUUGAUGAUCUGGAACAUGCCAUAUCUCUGAGCAGGGGUGCUGGACGAUCAGCCUGCCAGGCUCUGGUCCAGCGUGGGCUCCUCCUUAGGUUAGCGGGCCGUGAUGAGGAGGCUCAGGUGGACUUUCAGAGAGCAGCAGGUCUUGGCAGUGAGUUUGCCCGGCAGCAGGCUAUACUCUUGAACCCCUACGCUGCCCUAUGCAACCGCAUGCUGUCAGAGGUCAUCAACAAACUACGCAACCCAGAGAUGCAAUAGAGAUGGAGAAAAAGGCAUAUAUAAAAUCACCCUCAUAAAUGUAUUCACUGUUCUGCAAUGAAGGCAUUAAUUUGUUAAAGUUGUACUUGUUAACUGAAGUCAAUAUAUAUAUAUAUAUAUAGA
Molecule: messenger RNA, 765 nt
Organism: Myxocyprinus asiaticus (Chinese sucker)
Lineage: Eukaryota; Metazoa; Chordata; Actinopteri; Cypriniformes; Catostomidae
Gene: ttc36
Product: tetratricopeptide repeat domain 36
Exons: 3
Coding region: 88-642 (184 amino acids)
Biological process (GO): cilium assembly
Molecular function (GO): protein binding
Source: RefSeq, a predicted model, not a curated record